AUGGGUAUGGUUUUCCGAGCCUCGCCCCGUCAGACCGAUGUCAUGAUCGUCGCUGGAACGCUGACUAACAAGAUGGCGCCUGCUCUUCGCCGUAUCUACGAUCAAAUGCCCGAACCUCGCUACGUGGUGUCACUCGGUAGUUGUGCCAAUGGUGGUGGCUACUACCACUACUCGUAUGCCGUGGUUCGUGGUGUCGACCGCAUCGUUCCUGUCGACAUUUACGUCCCGGGUUGUCCACCGACGGCUGAGGCUCUUGUCUUCGGACUGAUGCAACUCCAAAAGAAGGUCAAGGGCAACAAGUCCUUGCUGCUAAAACUGAGAAAGUAGGCCAAAAUCCGGAGUACCAGGCACAUAGUUUUCUGAAAAUUUUGUCUGCAGUUCCCGAAAUCUACACACAACGAACAGAAAAUGAAAGUGUCGUUGCAACCAGCCAGAUA
Messenger RNA from Phytophthora nicotianae INRA-310, 437 nucleotides. RefSeq names its product NADH dehydrogenase [ubiquinone] iron-sulfur protein 7, mitochondrial. Gene Ontology annotation, biological process: mitochondrial respiratory chain complex I assembly; aerobic respiration; electron transport coupled proton transport. The record is from RefSeq and is a predicted model, not a curated record. Gene Ontology annotation, molecular function: NADH dehydrogenase (ubiquinone) activity; 4 iron, 4 sulfur cluster binding; quinone binding. NCBI's taxonomy places the organism in Eukaryota, Oomycota, Peronosporomycetes, Peronosporales, Peronosporaceae. The coding region runs from base 1 to 327 and encodes 108 amino acids. The transcript has a single exon.